CUUCGCGGAAUCAGAGGAGUGCAAAGGCCUACUGCAACUCCUCGACGUCCCCCCUCUCACGCCCACCUCCCCCGCGAGCGCGAAAACAGUGCAAGCCAAACUCGUCCGCUGCAUCGAGCACGAUCUCCAGCACGUGCGCAAAGAAGAGGAGGGCACGAUGAUGCGCAAAGCGGGCUUUUGGCGCUGGGCGAGCAGAAAGGCGUAUAAUCGCUUGGUGGAGAAUGGGCGGAUUUGGAGUGCUAAGGGCUCCGAGGCGGGGAGUAAGGGGAGUCGGACGGAGUCUGCAGGGGAGGGGGAUGAGGGGUUGACGGAGGGGGAUGAGGGGUUGACGGAGGGGGAUACGGAUGUUACUACUCCCGACGACGAAGAAGCAGUCGAUGCCGAGCUUGGGGCGCUGAGUUUGGACUUGACUACCGCGGUGAAGAUUGUCGACGUCGAGGAUGCGGCUGCGACGGCGUCAAUGGCCGAGGAUGAUGAUGCUGCUGCUGCUGCUGCUGCUGCUGACGACGGAGGUUGGAAAACCGUCGGUCCGCCUUCGGGCAAAAUACCCACUGGACGAUUCUAUCGCAAGGCGCCGCCUGUGGGCAAGUUGCAGCUUGUGCAUAAUGGUGGGCUCGAGCAGUUUGCUUCGCCGGUGAAGCCUGCGAGACGUCUUCCGCGUGGGUUUGCUGUGUCGUGGGACUAGUCGAUGGGGUUGGGCAGGACGCUGAUUGGAGGAGGAUUCUACGAGGAGAGAUUGGGCAAAGACGGUGCGUCGCAUGGGUUUCUUCGUCUGGUGGAGUGCUCUUGGGGACAGAGAUGAGACGGUGAGAAGGUCAGGCAUUGGGGCUGGAACCCUUUGCCUUCUCGCGUUGAUGUUAGCACGGCGUAUUGGGAGAGACGAGCGGUGGUAGC
Molecule: messenger RNA, 894 nt
Organism: Neohortaea acidophila
Lineage: Eukaryota; Fungi; Ascomycota; Dothideomycetes; Mycosphaerellales; Teratosphaeriaceae
Exons: 1
Coding region: 158-685 (175 amino acids)
Source: RefSeq, a predicted model, not a curated record